Messenger RNA from Notolabrus celidotus (New Zealand spotty), 3858 nucleotides. RefSeq names its product collagen, type IX, alpha 1b (gene col9a1b). Lineage: Eukaryota; Metazoa; Chordata; Actinopteri; Labriformes; Labridae. The record is from RefSeq and is a predicted model, not a curated record. The transcript has 38 exons. Bases 179 to 3121 code for a protein of 980 amino acids.
CUAAUUUACUCUGUGCUACUUUUGGCAGAGAUCAUGAAAGCAGGACUGCAAAUCAGACACAACACUGUAAUAGUUCCAUUAAGGAACAUUAACAUUUAAAUCCAAGGUGGGAGCUGGAGAGCUUCAGUGGAAUGUAAAGUUGACACUGUGGAGACUGUUGACUUACACCCACAAACAAAUGACAACCGUCAGGCCUAUAAGAGACCCCACACUGUGUGACCUGAAGUUUUUCACUCCUGCUGAGGGAGCAGCUAUCAGGCGUGUUGUUCUCUCCUGGAUGCCAAUCUGUAGAAAAAUCGAACAGCAGGUUGUUGUUUUUUUUUUAAUUCCAGCAAGCUAUGACAUGGAAGGAGUCAAAAGAAACAUCCUUCUGUACUUCUUGUGCUGCUUGCAUCUGAUCCCACAAUAUCUGUGCACAGGGCUACACUCUCAGACUGUGCGAUUUUCAUCUCAAGUUGGUAUUCAUGGGGAGCAGCAGUUCAUGUGCCCUCAGAUCAACAUCGGGGAGGAUCAUUUCCCAGGAUUUUACAUUAUGUCCCAGUUCCACAUUGCAGAGCUGGCGAGAAGAGGGACAGUCAAAAAGGUCCCUGGAUCAUCUCUUCAGCAUGUUGCUUAUGAAAUAGGCCCAGCAUUCAACUUCAGGAUCAACACAAGAUCAGCUUAUCCCUUGGGGCUACCAGAGGAGUUUGCAUUUGUGGCCGUCCUGCGCAUGAGUGGCAACACCAUCAAUAAAAAGUGGAAUAUCUGGCAAAUGCAGGAUGUGAAUGGCAACGAGCAGCUGUCCGUCAGACUCAACGGGGAGUCCAAAACUCUGGAGUUUACCUUCACAUCGCUUGAUAAAGGGAGGCAGACCAUUGUUUUCAGCAGUGUGGCUUCUCUUUUCAAUGACCAGUGGCACAAAGUCCUCCUUGACGUCAGCAAGCGCUCCGUCACCCUCUAUGUGGACUGUUAUAUGAUCGGUUCUCAAGCUGUGCCACCCCGACAAAAAGUGAGUCUGGAUGGCUUUACGCUGAUUGGAAAGCUCAAGGACAACCCAGUGAUGGCAGUUCCGUUUGAACUCCAGUCGAUGCUGAUUCACUGCGACGUCACUCGAGCCCGAGCAGAUACAUGUUAUGACCUCCCAGCCACGACAUCGACUGAUGUGACAGAGGUGCAGAGGAGUCAAGGAGCUACUGGCCCUCCUGGACCUGCAGGUGUCCCAGGAAUUGAUGGCAUUUCUGGGGACAGGGGAGACGACGGCGAGGACGGUCUUCCUGGACCUGAUGGAGAUGGAGGUAAACCUGGCUCUUCGGGAUUACCUGGUAUUCCUGGCAAUGAUGGUCUGACUGGCCCCAUUGGAGAUACCGGGCCUGAUGGUCCCCUCGGACAGAAAGGAGAACCUGGAAAACCUGGACCUCGUGGAACAGCUGGUGUUGGGCAAGAUGGACCCCCUGGACCUCCUGGGCCUGGAGGACUUCUGGGUGAAGUUGGAAAAGUUGGACCACCUGGGGCCAUGGGUGUGAGAGGACCACAGGGACCUCGGGGAACGACAGGGCCCAGAGGUGCAGCUGGAAUGCAAGGCAGUGCCGACCUGUGUCCAAACUCAUGUCCACCUGGGACCCCUGGACAUCCUGGCCUUCCUGGCAUGAAGGGCCACAAAGGUGUAAAAGGUGAAGCAGGAGAGCCUGGGAAACAAGGGCACAAGGGCGAGGAGGGAGACCAGGGAAGUCCAGGAGAGGUCGGAUCCCAGGGACCAACGGGUCCUCAGGGAAUUCGUGGAGCCACGGGAAUGAUGGGCUCCAAAGGAGAGAUGGGAGCUCGAGGUCUUGAUGGAGGUCCAGGUCCCCAGGGUGUUGCAGGGGCGACUGGAGAUCAAGGCCAGAGGGGUGUGAUGGGUGAGCCGGGGCCUAAAGGUGAACUGGGUGUUCAAGGGCCAAGAGGAAUUUCAGGUCUGCCAGGUCCCAAAGGAGAGGCUGGUUUGCCCGGUGUUGAUGGUCGUGAGGGUAUUCCUGGGAUGCCGGGAGGAAAGGGAGGCAUCGGGAAGGCAGGCGCUCCUGGAGAGGUUGGACUUCAGGGCCUUCCUGGUUUGCCCGGUGUACCUGGACCAAAAGGCUUGGGCGGCUCUAAGGGAGAUUCUGGUCAGUUGGGCCUUCCUGGAACAAUGGGCUCUGCUGGAAAAACAGGUGAGCGUGGAGAGCAGGGAGAGGUGGGACCUGUUGGACCUAUUGGUGGACCUGGAGAUGUAGGAGGGCAAGGUGCUCUAGGUCCAGCUGGCAAGCCAGGAGCAAGGGGACCCAAAGGUGCCCCCGGCCUACUUGGUCUCCCUGGUCCUUCUGGCCUGCCUGGAGAGAAAGGAGAGAGGGGAGAGCGUGGAGAAUCAGGACCUAAAGGAGAGCAGGGAUUACAAGGUGAUGAAGGAAAUCCUGGAGACAAAGGGGAGUUUGGUGAGUCAGGAGAAGCUGGAGCUAAAGGAGAGGUCGGUAACCCCGGAGAGCCUGGCAGAAGAGGUCCUGAGGGAAGUAGAGGGCAGCCUGGUAUCGAGGGGCCUCCCGGCUCACCUGGACCACGGGGCAUGCAGGGAAACAGAGGAGCAACUGGAGUCAGAGGGUCUCAGGGUCCAGCGGGCAAGGAGCCGAGCGAUCAGCACAUCAAACAAGUUUGCAUGCGAGUCAUGCAAGAACAGCUGGCUCAGUUAGCUGCUAGUUUAAGGAGACCAGAGUCUGGCGUGGCUGGUUUACCUGGAAAACCUGGACCUCCAGGACCUCCUGGAACACCAGGAGACAAUGGCUUCCCUGGACAGGGUGGAACAAGAGGCCUCCCGGGACUGAAAGGACCGCCAGGACCUUUAGGAGUAAAAGGACCUAAAGGUGAAAUGGGAGACAGAGGCUCCAGAGGGCCCACUGCACGAGGACCCAAAGGUCAACCAGGACAUCCUGGACUUCCUGGUGAACCAGGCAAACCUGGCUACGGUCAGGAUGGUCGGGAUGGACAGAGAGGACCUCCUGGUGUUCCCGGACAGUCCGGCGUACCUGGUCCUCCUGGAUCAGCUGGUCCUAAUGGUUACUGUGACCCGUCAGCCUGCAACCUCCAGCCAGGAGCCGCCCACCAGUCUCUGGAUGUGAAGGGACCUGCAGGGAACUAAGAGCCACUGUGGCAGAGACAGACAGACUGUUUGAUUAGCUCCCCCGAGCACACAACAUUUUUCACACCUUCUUCUAAAGGGCUGUGGUUGCUGUGGUGUCUUCAAUCCAUUAACCUCUGCUCCUGAGAGCCUCUUUGUGCCAGCCACAUGUCCAUCAGGAGGAGCCCGUCUCUUCAAGUCCUAAAAAUUUGGCUUGUUCCGGUGUUUUCCCACCAGAGUUGUUUUUAUAUUUCCAAGACAGUGCGCUCAAAUUUCUACAAAAGGACCAGAAAUGUUUGUCUAUCCCACUCUCCCUGUACCUCUACAUGCAUUUCUGUCUUGUUUGCUUAUUUAAAGGUCCUCAGCUUUCUCACAAACAUGUCCAAUCAUCACUAAAAGCAAACCAGAGUCAGGGUUUUGUUUGGUUGUGUGCCUUCUGCAAGUGAUCUGUUCUGUAAUUUAUAACGUACCAAAGAUAAACCUCCUGAAACCUCACUUUUGUGUGAUAAAUUUGCACAUCAGCGUGCCCAGCAAUCCUGAAUAAAAAGAGAGGACGAAAAUGUCAUCAAGUCACAAUGACUUCAGUUUAUGUUGUAAAUCUGUAUAAAUAUGUUUGAAUUGUGGUUAAUUAUAUUUCCUACAAAACGACCUGAUGUGAGAUUUUGCCUCAAUGUACAGAAUACGACACGGUGCAGCUGUGCAUAAAUGAAGGAAUGAGGGAGAACCUCAUUAAUGGUACAAAUAAAGAAAAAAACACA